This is a messenger RNA of Papilio xuthus (Asian swallowtail), 3087 nucleotides long. RefSeq lists its product as uncharacterized. The record is from RefSeq and is a predicted model, not a curated record. Bases 1168 to 3078 code for a protein of 636 amino acids. Lineage: Eukaryota; Metazoa; Arthropoda; Insecta; Lepidoptera; Papilionidae. The transcript has 6 exons.
ACGUCAUCCUCAUACAUAAAUAUAAGAAACUGGCAGGAUUAUUGAAAUAUGGUUUAUGGGAAAAUUAAGAAACUGCUGCCAGAUAACCAAAUGAAUUCAAAUGAAAUUGUUCUUAUAGAGAGUCAUUUUCUUGAAACUAGCAGGAGUGGCAAAUAUUUACGCUCAGUCAUACUUGGAUUAACUAAUGCGAAUUUUGCAAUCGCAUCUAUGGUCUAUUGCAUAAAGUUUGAAAAAAACGAGGAAGAUAUGCCAAAGUACGAUAAACAAUUAAAACUGUACUAUUUGUAUUCCCUUGAUGUUAUUAAAAUCAUUAUAUUCAAACAACAUAUACGGAAUUCACUGAAAGCAGUUACCACACAUGGCGUAAGAUAUUUUCAAAUAGCGAAUACUCCUAAGAAAAAGAUAUAUUGGGAUUUAUGGUGCAGAUAUGUUAAAGAAAUAAACAGUGAAACGAAAUUAUGGCCUUUUAAACGUACGUCGGAUGUUAAGGUAAUGAAGCCGACAUGGUUGGACAAACAUUUGUAUUUAGGUGAAAAAAGAGCGAUAGAAGACAAAAAUCGUCCUGUACCUGUUCCUGGCCUAGGAAAAAAUGUGGAAGUAAAAUCUCUCUAUGUAAAACCUCAAUAUUUUGGACAUUGGGACGAAUCAGAACAAUGGGUACAAUGUGGUUACAAUACCAUGAUUUCUGAGAUCUAACACGACAUUUUCAAUUCUUUCAUUGGUUCCUAAAUUUUUGCAAGAAAAUCAUGUAAUAUUUGUGAAAGUAAAUUGGAAACUUAAAGGUAUUUUUGUAUUUUGUGAAGGGUUACAUAUUAAAAAUAUAGAUAUUUUAUAUUUAUGGGUAAUGUGAUAAAUAUAUGCGCAUGCGCGCGACUAAUACUGUCUUCACCUGAUGAAAACUAGUAAACCAGUUUUCACCGUCUAACAAGUGUCAAUGUCAAAUUGAUAGCUCAGUUUUAGAGUUAGGAAAUUGAGGUUAUAAACAGUUAUAAAGGCGAAUAUAAUUAUUUGUGAAAGAAACAAGUAUUGAUUAAUUGUUUUUAAUUUUUAUACAUUAUGUUUUGUUACAUAAGUAUACUUUGUUAAGACAUCGAGGCCAAUUUUCCUCUACCAUUUCUCAGACUAAUGCAACAUUUAAUUCGAUAAACUACUAAUUUUUAUUUCAAAAUGACAAUAAAUACAUUAUUUCGAUUUUCACGUACAUUGGUGCGUUAUCAAGGCUUAAAACCAUCUCAUAUAAAUAUAUACAAUAAUUGUAGAUAUUUACAUAAAAAUUCAAGUUUGUGUGCAAAAAUAUUUAUGGAAAAUGAAAAUAGUUAUGCUUAUAAUAUAAUGGAAAAUAAAGGAUACGCGAUGAAGCUAAAUAAUAAACAAGACCAGGUACAUAUUUCUAAUUAUUCUUUGGAAGAUUUAUUAUCAGAAAAUUGGACGAAGAAACCACCCCACACUAUUUUUGAAACAUUUUGUAUCCUUGGUGUAUUGUGCUCUAAACACAAUAAGUGCAUAUCUGAUAAAAUUUUUGAUGAUUUCAUUGAUAAUUUAACAGAUAACUUGACUAAGGCAAGUGAUACUGAGUUAAAAUCGGUGUUUUAUUCUUUGCUAAAAUGGCCUGUAACAAAUUCUAUAAAAACAAGAAAUUUCAUAGAAGUUUGGGCAGCACUUGAUGAUGAAUGUCUAAAAAGAAUAAGAGACUGGUCAUACGAUGAAAUGCUUGAGUUCAUCACUAUGUUCUACAUGCUUAAUAUUAACAGAGCAAGUGAUUUUUCAUAUAGAUGUUUAUUGAAAUUAGCUUCAAAAGCAAAACAUUUAACAGCUCCGCAACUUGUGAGGACAAUGUUCUUUAUUGGCAUACAGAGAAGAUCACCAAAAAAUAUACAUAAUUUGGAGAUUUUCAUCAAUGAACGCUUCAAUGAAUUUUCUAUUGAUGAACUUGCAAUUAUUUCCAUGGGAUUUUUCAAAAGUAAAACUCCAGUAAGAAAUAUGGAUAUAAUAUGCAAAAUAAUAGAUAUCAUUUCAAAUAAUUCUUCCCAAAUACAUGAAAUUUCACUUGCAGCCCUAUUGAAAAUAAUUAGAUAUUCAAUGAAGGUUGCAACUGGGGACAGAAUAUAUUUGUUAUUAGAUAAGUUACAAGCCGAAGUACCCAGAUUAUCAGUAAUGUGUAAUGUUCAUGUGGGGUUAAUGGCAACAUCUACAUUGACCUUUCAUGAAGGAUGUUUAAAAGCCAUUUCAAAUAGAGUCACUGAUGCAAUUUCAGAAACUAGAUUAAAAGAUCUAGAAAGAUUAGCAUUGACUUUUGGCACAUUUAAUUACACACCAUCAAAAGACUUUCUACAUAAUGUAAUAGCAGAAUUGAAAAAACCAGAAAGAGAGGUUGAGCGUAAUAUCUAUGGAAGAUCCUUUGUAUGUUGCAUAGCCUAUCUUGGGCUUUUAGGAAUAUAUCCUGAAGAACUUAUAAAAUUUGUGUUUGAUCCAAUAUUUUUGCAAAAAACAUAUGGUAAACACAGUAUCACCUAUGGAAGAGAAAUUUUGACACUACACAAUACGGCAAAAAUAUUUUGCAAAGACUCUAACAUUAAACUUCUCUCUGAUAAGGAAGCAAUUAUACUUGCUAAAAAAUACACAGAUUAUGUACCUAGUGAAAAUUAUAAAAAACAGUACAAUGUCUCUGAAAGAAUGUUCUUAGAUGUGUUAAAUAUCUUAAAAGGAGCUAGAGGAGAUGAUUUUGUGACUGGUGGUCAUAUUUUGACACAUCAUCAAAGAGGAGAUAUUAUUUUGUGCAAUGAUCAUAAGGGUUGUGCAGUACCAGUGGGAAAUACUUUUGAUAACAAACAUUUUGGGCUGCUGAAAACACCGCCUAAUAAUAAUUGUUGGAUUGUGUUAAUAAUUGGUGGAAGAAAUGCAUUAAUUCAUAACACCAAAACACCAAGUGGUCUUUUUAAAAGCAAAAUAAAUGAACUUAAAGGUUUAGGAUACUGUGCAGAAUUGGUUUUAUGGGAAGAAUUUUCAAAUCGGAAAUCCAAAGAAGAAAAAUUAGAAUAUUUAAAAGUUCUAAUUGAUAAUGCUGUUAAAAAUAAAUAGUAGUCUAGA